Messenger RNA from Tauraco erythrolophus (red-crested turaco), 975 nucleotides. Lineage: Eukaryota; Metazoa; Chordata; Aves; Musophagiformes; Musophagidae. The record is from RefSeq and is a predicted model, not a curated record.
AUGGCACCCAAAGGAAAGGUCUACAGGGGAUCCGUGAAGGAUUUCCCAGGCUUUGAUGCCAGCCAGGACGCAGAGGCCUUGUACAAUGCCAUGAAGGGAUUUGGCAGUGACAAGGAGGCCAUCCUUGAUCUCAUCACAUCCAGAAGCAACAAGCAGCGAGUGGAGAUCUGCCAAGCCUACAAGUCCCUCUAUGGGAAGGACCUCAUCGCAGACCUCAAGUACGAGCUGACGGGGAAGUUUGAGCGGCUGAUCGUGAGCCUGAUGCGGCCUCCAGCUUACAGUGAUGCCAAGGAGAUCAAAGAUGCCAUCGCGGGCAUCGGCACGGAUGAGAAGUGCCUCAUUGAGAUCCUCGCGUCCCGCACCAACCAGGAGAUCCACAACCUGGUGGCUGCCUACAAAGACGCCUACCAGAGAGACCUGGAGGCUGACAUCGUUGGAGACACAUCAGGCCACUUCAAGAAGAUGCUCGUCGUUCUGCUUCAGGGCACCAGGGAGGAGGACGACGUGGUAAGCGAGGACCUGGUGGAGCAGGAUGCCAAGGACCUGCUGGAAGCUGGCGAGCUGAAAUGGGGCACAGACGAGGCCCAGUUCAUCUACAUCCUUGGUCGGCGAAGCAAGCAGCACCUCCGCCUGGUCUUUGACGAGUACCUGAAGAUUUCCGGGAAGCCGAUUGAGAGGAGCAUCCGGGGAGAGCUGUCUGGUGACUUUGAGAAGCUGAUGCUGGCCGUGGUGAAGUGCAUCAGAAGCACAGCAGAGUAUUUUGCUGAAAGGCUCUACAAGGCCAUGAAGGGGCUGGGCACAAGAGACAACACGCUGAUCCGCAUCAUGGUGUCGCGCAGUGAGAUUGACAUGCUGGACAUCCGGGAGGUGUUCAGGACCAAGUAUGAGAAAUCUCUCUACAACAUGAUAAAGGAGGACACCUCCGGGGAGUACAAGAAGGCCCUGCUGAAGCUGUGCGGAGGAGACGAUGAGUAA